AUGGCUGAGGAGAGAUCUUCAGGUCGAAAAGCCGCCACUUGGGUGGCAUUGUGUUCAUUGGUUGCAGCAUUAAUGGCAUUCGCCAACGGUGCCGUCGGCUGCAAAUCUGUGAUUGGUCAAAUCGGAGACCAAGCUAUAGGAGAAACCUUCUACUCACCUUGUCAAGCUGGUUGUCCACUAAGUGGAGCUAAUUUCAGUAUCCUAGAUAAGAAAGAUAAAGGUAUGCCGCUGAUAUUCACAGAAUGUGAAUGCUCCAAAACUGACGACCUCACUGUCAGCAGAGAUUUCUGUCCAACAGAGCACUGCACGAACCAAUUCUAUGUAUUCCUUGCCAUCAAAGUAUUAGGAUCCUUAGCAGCUGGCCUAUCGGUUGUUCCCGGAAUGUUAAUCGUUCUUAGGUCUGUACCGCCACAACAUCGCAGUAUUUCUCUUGGUUUCAAUGGACUACUUGUGAGUCUGCUCGCCACCCUACCAUCUCCGGUAUUUUGGGGCAAAAUCUUCGACAUGAGCUGCUUGAUGUGGGAAAACGUGUGCACUAAAACUGGAGCCUGCCCGAUUUAUGACACUGAUGAGCUUCGAAUACGGAUACACGCUAUUUACGGUGGCUUGCGACUUUUUGCUCUGCUCUCAGACAUCUGGGUGAUUUACUGGGCGAAAGGCCUAAAAUUGGUUGACGAAGAGGAUGAACAGACGAGUGAUGACGGUGAUGAUGGCCUGAAGCUUCAGCCUCUCAACAACGAAAUCAGACAAGGCGAGCAUCCACAAACGCUCCUAUCCAACGGCCACCGUGGAGAGGCUUGA
Haemonchus placei is the source of this 801-nucleotide messenger RNA. The record is from the annotation of a GenBank genome assembly. Lineage: Eukaryota; Metazoa; Nematoda; Chromadorea; Rhabditida; Trichostrongylidae.